Messenger RNA from Elgaria multicarinata webbii, 565 nucleotides. RefSeq names its product RNA polymerase II subunit J (gene POLR2J). Gene Ontology annotation, cellular component: RNA polymerase II, core complex. Bases 36 to 389 code for a protein of 117 amino acids. Lineage: Eukaryota; Metazoa; Chordata; Lepidosauria; Squamata; Anguidae. The record is from RefSeq and is a predicted model, not a curated record. The transcript has 4 exons. Gene Ontology annotation, biological process: transcription by RNA polymerase II. Gene Ontology annotation, molecular function: protein dimerization activity; DNA binding.
ACGCGGAAGCGUUUUGUUGUGCUGAACCGGGAGCCAUGAACGCGCCUCCGGCCUUCGAGUCCUUCCUGCUUUUCGAGGGGGAGAAGAAGAUUACGAUAAAUAAGGAUACCAAAGUUCCAAAUGCCUGUCUGUUUACCAUCAACAAGGAAGAUCACACGCUCGGGAAUAUCAUUAAGUCGCAGUUAUUGAAAGACCCUCAGGUGUUGUUUGCAGGGUACAAGGUCCCUCAUCCGCUUGAGCACAAGAUCAUCAUUCGUGUUCAGACCACUCCCGAUUACAGCCCCCAAGAAGCUUUCACCAACGCCAUCACGGAUCUCAUCAGCGAGCUCUCCCUCCUCGAGGAGAGGUUCCGGGUCGCCAUCAAAGACAAGCAAGAAGGGAUUGAAUAGUAACGUGGCUCUUUAGCGUGUACGUUUGUAAAUUAAUACAUUUGUUUUUCGUGUAUAGCAGCCUCUUGAAUAGCAAGUGUUUAAAAUGUUUUAAGAAAUGUGUAUCCCAGUGUUGACGCGUAUGUUAGAUCUAGUUGGCUUAUUUGUCGGCUAAUAAAUUAUACUUUUUAAAAAAU